AUGUCGUGUUGGCUGCUGCUGCUCGUUUCUCGAUGCGGGGUACGACGGUACGAUGCUCUCCUCUCUGGCAGCGGCUCUGGAGCCUCCGCCGUGCCCCAGCGUACCAGACCCAAUGCUCUACUAGAGCAACUACCGGCAACUAAAAUUGGCAGUGGCCGCGGAUGCCCGUCGAUGGCAGAGAGAGUCUCUGCUGCAGCUGCUGCACUCCUCGGCAAUGCGGUGGUGUACGAUAGCUGCUUAGCAUUCCAUCCCGCUCCGCUGCUGUCAGCGACGGAGUCAAGUUACCGCACCGUCAUGUAUAGUCUGCAUCCUUCAGGCUUCGAAGCGCUCACCCACUCGCUCACCUGCACACAGCGGACCGUCCCAUCGCCCCAUUCGCUGCAUCCGGCCUCGGCGCCGACGGGCUUCCUACCGUAUGGAUGUGCACGGAAAGUAGAUAUGCAGCCGGACAGGGUAUCGGAUAGUCGUGAAUAG
Messenger RNA from Tricharina praecox, 474 nucleotides. RefSeq lists its product as uncharacterized. The transcript has 10 exons. The record is from RefSeq and is a predicted model, not a curated record. The coding region runs from base 1 to 474 and encodes 157 amino acids. Lineage: Eukaryota; Fungi; Ascomycota; Pezizomycetes; Pezizales; Pyronemataceae.